AGAGAUUGAUUGGCUGCAAGAUGUCCCAGUGCGCGCAGCAGCCGUGACGCCGUUGCUUAUAAAACAGGGAGGAGACGUCGAGCUGUUGUUUUGUUGUGUUGAGUGCGCAGCUUCAGAAACAAGAUGUGGAAGAUUGUCUUUACUGCUCUUGCGGCGCUUUUCGCCGUCGGCUUUGGUGCUUUAGCAGGGGGCUUCCAAAACGUCGAUAUGAAUGAUGAAGGGGUGCAAAAUGCCCUGAACUUCGCCGUCGUCGAACACAACAAGGCCACCAACGACCUGUACCUCAGCCAGGUGGCAGAAGUGGUCACGGCUCAGAGACAGGUGGUUUCUGGCAUGAAGUACGUCAUAACUGUGAGAAUGGCGAAGACCCCCUGCAGAAAGGACAAUGCAGAUAACGUGUGUGCCAUCCACCAAGACCCACUAAAGGCUCAGCCUUACCAGUGCACAUUUACAGUGUGGAGCCGCCCAUGGCUUAAUGACAUCAGGCUGGUGAAGCAGGAAUGCUAGAAAAGAACUACAUGGAAAAUCUUCAGUGCAGAAUAACCAUCGUGCAGAGGAAUAUAUAUUUUCCUGUAGACAAACUACAAAAAUAUUAACAUUUUAAUUUUCUGCCUAUUCUACUUCACUGUAUACUAGAUUGAAUAACCUUUUGAAAGUCAGUGUUUGACAUCAGAAUUACCUAUGCAGUAUAGCAAUGUAGAGGUACAUUAACUGUUAGAGAAGCAACUUUGUAAUGCAUAAUCACUAAACCAAGCGAAUAACAAAUAAUUGUGCAGUGAACUGUUGAUUUAGCUUUUUUAAAAACACAUGCUGUUUUAAAAUGAAAUAACAUUAAAGAAGCAUGUGAACUUUCA
Siniperca chuatsi (mandarin fish) is the source of this 854-nucleotide messenger RNA. It is a transcript of the gene cst3, whose product is annotated as cystatin C (amyloid angiopathy and cerebral hemorrhage). The transcript has 3 exons. Gene Ontology annotation, molecular function: cysteine-type endopeptidase inhibitor activity. The coding region runs from base 124 to 507 and encodes 127 amino acids. NCBI's taxonomy places the organism in Eukaryota, Metazoa, Chordata, Actinopteri, Centrarchiformes, Sinipercidae. The record is from RefSeq and is a predicted model, not a curated record.